GUGAGCACGUGCCUCGGGAAGGACAUCUGCAGCGGUCGAGGGUCGAGCAUCUGAAGCGGCUGCUGGCGGGAAGUAGGGAAGGAACGGAGAUCUGAUUCUACUUCAGAGGCAGCAUUUUCGUCUUCUUGACCAGACUGAAUCUUUUAAGAAACUGGACACCCGUUCAUGGGGCUCACCAAGCAGUAUCUGCGCUAUACGGACACUGCUCUAUUUGGAGUGGUUGCCAGUCAGAAAGGCAAUAUCGUAUAUGUGACUCUGCGAGGUGAGAAGGGCCGCUAUGUGGCAGUGCCAGCCUGUGAGCAUGUUUUCAUCUGGGAUACCCGGAAAGGAGAGAAGGUUCUUAUCCUUCAAGGGAAGAAGCAAGAAGUGACUGCUCUCUGCCCAUCACCUGAUGGCCUACAUUUGGCUGUUGGCUAUGAAGAUGGCUCCAUAUGUGUCUUCAGUCUCCUCAGUGGGGAAGGGAACAUUACUUUCAAUGGUCAUAAAGCUGCUGUUACUACCUUGAGAUAUGAUGAACUGGGAGGGAAGUUGGCUUCAGGUUCAAAGGAUACAGUUGUCAUCAUUUGGGAUGUGAUCAAUGAGAGUGGUUUGUACCGUCUGAAGGGCCACAAGGAUGCUGUUACGCAGGUGCUCUUCUUGAAAGAGAAGAAUAUAUUGAUCUCCAGUGGUAAAGACACCCUGGUGAAAUGGUGGGAUCUGGAUACACAGCACUGUUUCAAAACAUUGGUUGGACAUCGUACUGAGGUAUGGGGACUAGCCUUGAUUUCACAAGAAAAUCUUAUUACUGGUUCUGCAGACAGUGAAUUAAGAGUCUGGAACAUCAGCUAUCUUGAGGAAAACCAGGACCCCAAUGAGCCGGAGUUGAAGAGAAGCAGAGGGUCAGCAGUGAGAAUGGAAGACUCUUCUGAAGAGGACAGGACAGUAGAUCAGGAUGAGUCCUCUGAGGAGCACAUCCUCAGUUGCAGAAAAGCUGGCUCUAUUAUGCGGGAAGGAAGGGACCGAGUGGUUACUCUGGCCACGGAUAAGACAGGAAGGAUUCUCGCUUGUCAUGGAACGGACUCUGUCCUGGAGAUAUUCUACAUCCUUAGCAAGGAAGAGAUUUCCCGGAAGAUAGAAAAGAAGAUGAAGAAAGCAAGGAAAAAGGCCAAGCAAAUGUCAAAUGCAGAAGAGGAAGGCCUUGAUGUCAGUGUGGAGUGCAGUCUGCAAGAAAAGAUCCAGCGUCUCAUUAACAUCAAAGCUUCUGCUAAGAUAAAAUCUUUUGACUUGAUCCUCAAUCCAAAUGGAGAGCUGAAAGCCACCUUAAUGCUCCAAAACAACAUCAUUGAAACAUUUACCUUGAACCCAUCCGUGUCAACACCCCGAGUUCUGCAGAUGUCCAAAAUAACUAUUGGAGGUCACCGUAGUGAUGUCAGAACACUCGCAUUUAGCUCUGACAACAUUGCCUUCCUCUCUGCUGCUGCUGAAUCUGUUAAGAUUUGGAACAGAUCUACCUUGCAAUGUAUUCGGACUAUGGAGUGUGAGUAUGCAUUGUGCUCCCUGUUUGUCCCAGGGGACCGGCAAGUCAUUAUAGGAACCAAGACUGGAAAGCUACAGUUGUUUGAUUUGGCUUCAGGAAAUCUGCUGGAGAGUGUUGAUGCUCAUGAUGGGGCUCUCUGGUCCAUAUCUCUUUCUUCAGAUCAGCGUGGUUUUGUAACAGGUGGUGCGGAUAAAUGUGUCAAGUUCUGGGAAUUUCAGCUGGUGAAGGAUGAGAACAGUGUCCAGAAAAGGCUGUCUGUGAAGCAAGCACGUAUCUUGCAGUUGGAUGAAGAUGUCCUUUGCGUCCGGUACAGCCCCAACCAAAAACUUCUGGCUGUUGCCUUACUAGACUGCACUGUGAAAAUAUUCUACACGGAUACACUCAAGUUUUUCCUCUCACUGUAUGGGCACAAGUUGCCAGUGCUUUGCAUGGAUAUUUCUUAUGAUGGGACGUUAAUCGCAACCGGCUCUGCUGACAGGAAUGUGAAGAUCUGGGGAUUAGACUUUGGGGAUUGUCACCGGUCUCUCUUUGCCCAUGAUGACAGUGUGAUGUACCUUCAGUUUGUGCCCAAGUCUCACCUCUUCUUUACAGCGGGGAAGGACCACAAGAUUAAACAGUGGGAUGCAGACAAAUUUGAACACAUUCAGACCCUGGAGGGGCAUCACCAGGAAGUGUGGUGUCUGGCGCUCAGUCCCGGUGGGGACUAUCUUGUGUCCUCCUCUCACGAUAAGUCGUUGCGUCUCUGGGAAAGGACAAGGGAGCCGCUUAUUCUGGAGGAGGAAAGGGAGAUGCAAAGAGAAAUGGAGUACGAAGACAGUAUAGCUAAGGAAGACCAGCCCGUGGUUGCUGGGGAAACUCAAGGAGAGGCUGGCUUAGCUGGAAAAAAGACCAUUGAAACAAUCAAGGCGGCAGAACGGAUUAUGGAAGCCAUAGAGCUCUACAGAGAGGAGACGGCAAAACUGGAAGAGCACAAAGCUAUCUGCAAAGCUGCCGGAAAAGAGGUGCCUCUUCCAGUAAAUCCAAUUCUUAAGGCAUAUGGCAGUAUUUCACCUUCUGCGUAUGUACUAGAGGUUUUGAAGAAGGUGAAGUCGAGUGAACUGGAAGAAUCUCUGUUGGUGCUGCCUUUCUCAUAUGUGCCAGACCUCCUUAUCCUCUUCAAUCAGUUUCUCCAGUUGGGUUCAGAGGUAGAGCUGCUCUGUCGGGCUCUCCUGUUUCUGCUCAGGAUACAUUUUGGCCAGAUCACAAGCAAUCAAUUGCUCGUGAAGGUGAUGGAGAACCUGAAGAAAACCACAAUCUCCAAAGUCAGUCAAGUAAGGGAUAUACUUGGAUUCAAUAUGGCCGGUCUUCAGUUCCUAAAGAGAGAAAUCGAGUCAAAAGACGAAGUGAUGUUUUUUGCUGAUGCGACGGAACAGUUUGAAGAGAAAAAGCGGAAGCGGAAGAAGAAACAGAAGAUGGUUCUUACAGUGGUCUAGCUGGGACAGGUCAUGGAAGAGUUUAUUUCACCAACGGGAGUGGGGUGCUGUCCAGCUGCAGCAGUGGUGUGGAAAUACGAGUUUGGGCUAUAUGUAAGAAAACUCGUGGGAAAUUUCAUACAACUGCUAAACAUUCACCUACAAAUAUUUUCAGGCCGAAAGAGAGGUAGUGAAAGGUUCAAGACUGCACCACCUUAAGGUUAUUAUUCACUUUCUCUUUACUGCUGCUUUUCCUGAUCCGUGACUUGAGCACCUUAAAAAAGUUCUGCAUGGCUGAAUAGGCACUGCAGGGGCAGCGUCAUGCAGCUAAUUGUGCCUGACAUCACAAAGCCAGAUAAAGAAGACAAGUCCUUCUUAACCUAAUUCAGCAUCGGCAAACAUUUUAGCCCUGGUUUCUAACAUGUACAAGCAUCUAACAUCUGUCAAAAUUUGAUGUGAUCUGUGAACUUUGUUCCUGAAUGUGAAUGUUGGGCUCAGCCACCAUACAAUGUGUGUAUGUACCCCAAACAUCUGCAAGACCUCAAGUGCUGCAGUGUGCACACAUUCCAAAAUCAGAACAAUAACUAAAUUGUUUUGCUGUCAUAUCCAUUUGAAAAUGAGCCUUUUUCUUUCAUCUGAACAGACGGGAGGUGUUCAUGAAUUUCUUUCUCAACCAAAUAAUGCUUCCAACAAUAGUUCUUAUUGUUCGGUGCUUUGUUAAUGACAGCAUUGUAUGUGAAUUUGUUUAUAAAAUAUGUUUUCCCCUUAAUAAUUAUUCUUUGCAUUUCACUUAUUUAUUUUUUAACUAGUUUUAAAAAUAAAGUAUCCAGACUUCCCAGCCUCUUCCACCUGCUGUUCUCUCAAAUAAAGCAGUGACAUUCACUCUC
Molecule: messenger RNA, 3854 nt
Organism: Pogona vitticeps (central bearded dragon)
Lineage: Eukaryota; Metazoa; Chordata; Lepidosauria; Squamata; Agamidae
Source: RefSeq, a predicted model, not a curated record